Daucus carota subsp. sativus is the source of this 3341-nucleotide messenger RNA. RefSeq names its product probable leucine-rich repeat receptor-like serine/threonine-protein kinase At3g14840. Gene Ontology annotation, molecular function: protein binding; protein kinase activity; ATP binding. The transcript is spliced from 24 exons. The coding region runs from base 128 to 3187 and encodes 1019 amino acids. Gene Ontology annotation, biological process: protein phosphorylation. The record is from RefSeq and is a predicted model, not a curated record. Lineage: Eukaryota; Viridiplantae; Streptophyta; Magnoliopsida; Apiales; Apiaceae.
AGACAUUUUUUCUUCAACUAUUGAAGCACUCACAUUCUUUCCUGCUGACAGUGAUUACAAACUCAGGGUCAAGUAUUACAUUCAUGCAAAUAUAUAUAGCAAUAGGAUCGGCUGAUCUGAUCGAGUAAUGGUAGUUAUGUUCUCUAGCAGACAAGCACAGCUUGUGGCCAAGCAUACAUUAUCUGCAAUACUAGUACUAGUACUAUUUGCAGCACUUUCUUCCGCAGCUACUCUUCUCCCAGAUGAUGAAGUAAAAGCAUUAGAAGAAAUAGGGAAAGCUCUGGGAAAGAGAGACUGGAACUUCAGUGCAGAUCCAUGCAGUGGAGAGUGGGGAUGGGUGACGUUAAAGCCAGUGAGAGGUUCGGAGAAUGCAGUGACCUGUAAUUGCUCUUUCUCCAACAACACCCUCUGCCAUAUUGUUAGCAUAGUUGUGAAGGCGCAAAAUCUGUCGGGCAGACUUCCAGCAGCUGAAUUGCUUGGACUCCCGUUCCUACAAGAUAUCGACUUCACUCGUAAUUACCUCAACGGCUCUCUCCCUCCGGAAUGGGGUUCUUCCCAACUAGUCAACAUAUCACUUAUUGGGAAUCGCUUGACUGGUUCAAUUCCAAAACAAUUCGGAAAUAUUACUACACUCCAACAAUUAGUCCUAGAGUACAAUCAGCUGUCUGGACCUAUUCCCCCAGAACUUGGAAGUCUCCCUGCUAUAAAAAGAAUACUUCUUUCUUCAAACAAUUUUACUGGGGAGUUGCCAGUAACACUUGCAAAGUUAACUACUUUAAAGGACUUUCGAGCAGUGGAUAAUCGCCUCACAGGAAAAAUACCGGAGUUCAUACAGAAUUGGACAAACAUUGAAAAAUUACUGAUUCAAGGUAGCAAUCUGAACGGCCCCAUACCUUCUGGUAUUGCUCGUUUGACCAAAUUGACUGACUUGAGAAUCAGCGACUUAAAUGGAAUUGAAGGAACUUUUCCACCCCUUAGCCGCUUGAUUAAACUCAAGACACUGAUAUUGAGGAGUUGCAAUAUUGUUGGCCCAUUACCAGAAUAUCUUGGUGCAAUGGAAAAACUGGAAAUCUUGGAUCUGAGUUUUAACAAAAUCAGUGGACAAAUACCAAAAACUUAUAGUGGCUUAUCUGCAGCUGGCUACAUAUAUUUAUCUGGAAACCUGCUAUCUGGACCGGUACCUGAUUGGAUGCUGAAAGGAGGAAGUGAGAUUGAUCUUUCAUACAACAAUUUCGCAUUAGGAAGUUCGGGGACCUCGCAUUGUCAACAAAAGAAUGUAAACUUGUUUGCAAGUUCUUCUAAAGGCAAUGCAUCUGCAAUGGUUUCAUGCUUGAGCUUUCGUUGCCCACGAGAUUGGUACUCUUUCCAUAUUAAUUGCGGUGGACGAGAAGUCACUGAAGGGAUUACAAUAUAUGAAGCCGAUACAGCAGGUGGACCUUCAAUUUUCUCUCAGAGUGGGACUAACUGGGCAUCUAGCAGCACUGGUCACUUCCUGGAUGAUAAUAGCUCUAAAGAUUUAUAUAUUUCGACAAAUACCUCAAGGCUCUAUGGGAACUUGUCCACCUUGUACACGACUGCAAGACUUUCUCCAACGUCACUGACUUAUUAUGGUUUCUGUUUACUUAAUGGAAACUAUACAGUACUGCUUCAAUUUGCAGAGAUCAUGUUUACUGAUGACAAAACCUACAGCAGCCUUGGGAGACGUGUAUUUGAUGUCUACAUUCAGGGAAAGUUGAUGCUAAAGGAUUUUAAUAUUGCAGCUGAAGCAGGCGGGGUCCAAAAGGAAGUUGUAAAAAGAUUUACUGUGGUCGUAAACAGCAGUACCUUGGAGAUUCGAUUGUAUUGGGCUGGAAAAGGGACAACAGGUAUCCCUGUUAGAGGUGUAUAUGGUCCUCUGAUAUCAGCUAUCUCUGUUAAUCCUGAUUUUAUUCCACCAUCGGGUAAAGGAGCAAGCAUAUCAGUGAGCACUGUUGUUGGAAUUGUGGUUGCAGCGGUAUCUGUUGUUUUCUUGGUUUUGGGUAUUCUUUGGUGGAAAGGCUGUCUACGGAGAAAAGACAGAAUGGACCUAGAUUUGAAGAGCCUAGAUCUGCGUACUGGUUCAUUUACAUUGCGUCAAAUCAAAGCUGCAACUAAUAACUUCGAUUUGGCAAAUAAAAUUGGGGAAGGUGGGUUUGGUCCUGUUUACAAGGGACUCUUAUUGGACGGAACUGUAAUUGCCGUGAAGCAGCUUUCUUCAAAAUCUAAGCAAGGGAAUCGUGAGUUUGUUAAUGAGAUAGGCAUGAUUUCUGCACUACAACACCCGCACCUUGUCAAGCUAUAUGGGUGUUGUAUUGAAGGAAACCAGUUACUGCUGGUGUAUGAAUAUAUGGAAAAUAACAGCCUUGCCCGAGCUUUAUUUGGUCCCAAAGAAUUUCAGCUAAAAUUAGAUUGGUCAACAAGACACAAGAUAUGCACUGGUAUAGCAAAAGGUUUGGCUUACCUUCAUGAAGAAUCAAGACUGAAGAUUGUCCAUAGAGAUAUCAAGGCCACAAAUGUUCUUCUUGAUAAAGAUCUUGAUCCCAAGAUAUCUGACUUUGGUCUGGCUAAACUGGAUGAAGCAGAAAAUUCUCACAUAAGCACUCGUGUUGCUGGAACAUAUGGGUAUAUGGCACCUGAAUAUGCCAUGCGUGGUCACCUGACAGACAAAGCAGAUGUCUACAGUUUUGGAAUUGUUGCCCUUGAAAUAGUAAGUGGGAGGAGCAACACAAGUUUCAGGGCAAAGGAGGAGGCCUUCUAUCUUCUUGAUUGGGCCCUUGAUCUGAAGGAGAAGGGGAAUCUUAUGGAGCUAGUCGACGAGAAACUGGAAUCAGACUAUAAUGAAGAAGAGGUGAUGGUGAUGAUCAAUGUUGCUCUUCUAUGUGCUGAUGUCAUGCCAUCAGUUAGGCCACCUAUGUCUUCAGUGGUUAGCAUUCUUGAAGGCGGGGCUAUAAUUGAAGAAUUUAUUUCAGAUGCAAGCCAAUUACGUAAAAAAACAGGUUCCGAUGAAAUAAAGGAGCCAAAUCCAUCGAGCAGUGACACAAGCAUUGUCCAGAGCCUGUCAAUCCAUGAUUCCUGGACCGCUUCUUCCACAUCUACCGCUGACCUAUACCCUGUUGAUUUCGAGUCAGAAUACUGGAAAAGCCGUGAUGGUAAAAAUGACGAGAGUUAAGUUGUCUCUGCCCAUUUCUAUACUACAUAAUGUAAAUUCUUCUCUUGGUUUGUCUGAUUGAGAUGCAUCUUGUUGUGAAUUGCAAAAGCAAAUUCUGAUCUUUGAUUUUGAAAUAGAAGGUGAACCUGGUAAUCAGGCAACUACUUUGUGUGCA